Molecule: messenger RNA, 693 nt
Organism: Fulvia fulva
Lineage: Eukaryota; Fungi; Ascomycota; Dothideomycetes; Mycosphaerellales; Mycosphaerellaceae
Product: Endo-1,4-beta-xylanase B
Exons: 2
Coding region: 1-693 (230 amino acids)
Biological process (GO): xylan catabolic process
Molecular function (GO): hydrolase activity, hydrolyzing O-glycosyl compounds
Source: RefSeq, a predicted model, not a curated record
AUGGUUUCCUUCACUACUGUCCUCCUAGCCGCCGCCACUGCCAUGAGCGCAGCAGCGCACUCAGUUGAAGAGUCUGAGACCAUCAAGAAGAUCCCCACCAUCCUCUCCAAACGUCAAGGCCUGGCGACGGGUCAAGGCACAUCAAAUGGCUGGUUCUACUCCUGGUGGGCCGACACCACUGGCUCGCACGUUUACAACAACGGUGCAGGUGGCUCUUACGAUAUUACCUGGUCUGGCUCUGGUAAUCUUGUAGGCGGGAAGGGAUAUCGGACUGGUGCUGCUCGCACCAUAACCUACUCCGCCUCCUUCAACCCCACAAACAACGGCAACGCCUACCUGACCGUCUACGGCUGGACACGCUCUCCCCUCAUCGAGUACUACAUUCUCGAAAACAUCGGCGAAUACAACCCCUGCAGUGGCAAGACCAUCCUUGGCACAGUGUCGAGUGAUGGGGGUGUAUAUGAUGUUUGCAAGAAUACCCGCAGGAACGCGCCGAGUAUCGACGGGACUGCGACGUUUGAGCAGUUCAUUAGUGUGAGGAGGAGUAAGAGGUCGAGCGGAAGUGUGACGACGGGGAACCAUUUUGAGAAGUGGGAGCAGCUUGGGUUGACGUUGGGGACGAGUUUUAAUUAUCAGAUUAUGGCGGUUGAGGGGUAUCAUAGUGCGGGUUCUGCGAGUGUGACUGUGUCUUGA